Alternaria ethzedia is the source of this 690-nucleotide messenger RNA. RefSeq lists its product as uncharacterized. The transcript has a single exon. NCBI's taxonomy places the organism in Eukaryota, Fungi, Ascomycota, Dothideomycetes, Pleosporales, Pleosporaceae. The record is from RefSeq and is a predicted model, not a curated record. The coding region runs from base 1 to 690 and encodes 229 amino acids.
AUGGACGACUGGCAGGACGCCGCCUUCUCGACGCGGCACAUGCACAACCGCACUGGCCGCAGUGGAAAAUCCAAACACACGAGCGCAUUCGACGUUCACAAGACAUUCGCAAGCUAUUCUGUCAAAUGUCCGGCAUGGCAAAAGGCCCUGGGCGCAACUGGGGAUACGCAGCCAGAACAGGAUGCAUCGCUGGAGCUGUAUCGCUUGACCGAAGCCGGCGAGGGUGUCGUGGGCCAAUUGUCUUUGCCGGGCUUGUUACAAGCCUCAGUCAUCUUAGCUGGCAGUCGUGACAGUCUUCGGCGAACGAUCGCAGAGAUAGAACCAGAUGAAUCAAACGAAGAGGAAGAUGAGGAAGAGGACGAAGAAGAGAGCGAAAACACGGAGCCGGAGUCUCCCGAGAGGACUCGCUUCGAAACAUUCGAAAAGAACAGCUUCCGUUCACCAAAGUUCUGGUUGCGAUGGAGCGGCAGCCCUACAGACUCCAGCCACAAUGCCUCCAAGGCACCCGAACAUAACGAGACAGAUUUGGGGUACAUUGUCUUCUCUGGCAACGAUUGUCGCAAGUUCAAGGGCACCAUCAAUUGCACAAGUCUGAAGUGGAAGAAUGUAGCAAUCACUGGUCACAAGCUCGUGGCACGAUCAUCAUCCGACGCACAAGUCACUUGGGGAAAAGCUGGAGUGUUGGUUUAG